Molecule: messenger RNA, 837 nt
Organism: Chaetomium globosum CBS 148.51
Lineage: Eukaryota; Fungi; Ascomycota; Sordariomycetes; Sordariales; Chaetomiaceae
Exons: 4
Coding region: 1-837 (278 amino acids)
Molecular function (GO): oxidoreductase activity, acting on paired donors, with incorporation or reduction of molecular oxygen; heme binding; iron ion binding
Source: RefSeq, a predicted model, not a curated record
AUGGCGCUGUUGAGCCUCACCGCCGGGCAAAUCCUCGCCCUCGCCCUCACAGCCGGGCUCACGUUGGAAAAGCUCCAGGCCAACAGCGCAAUUCUCAUUAUCGGGGGCUCAGAAACGACGGCAACGUUGCUUUCAGGGGUGACAUACUUCCUGUUGACAAACCAUCACGCGAUGGAGACGCUCACGGCUGAGAUUCGUGAAACUUUCAAGUCUGAAGAUGAGAUCGACUUCGCCAGUGUCAGCACACUUCCGUAUCUGCUGGCGUGCCUUGACGAGGCGCUCCGCAUGUAUCCCCCAGUCCCGACUGGGCUACCGCGCGUGGUGCCGAAGGGAGGGGCCAAUAUUGCGGGCAAUUACGUGCCUGAGAAGACAGUGGUGGCGGUUCAUCACUGGGCUAUGUACCACAACGACGAGCACUUUAAGGAUCCCUUUGCUUACCACCCUGAGCGAUGGCUCGACGACCCGGCGUUUGCUGGGGACCACAAGGAAGCGUUCCAGCCGUUUCAUCUGGGCCCGCGUAACUGCCUCGGGAAAAACCUGGCUUACAUCGAAAUGCGCCUUAUUCUAGUCCGGAUAUUGUGGAACUUUGAUCUCCGUAUCGCUGAGGACAGUUUGGACUGGAUGAGCAAGCAGCGGAUCUACAACUUGUGGGAAAAGGGGGAAGCUGAACGUGCACUUGUCGCCUGUCCCAUUACCGGCACCAUGUUGCCUCUCGCAAUCCACCCAGCUGACUUUUGGCUCAGGUCCGAGGGCGGGCUGAUACUUACGCCGCCGCUGGCGACAACCUGUCCGUUGGAUGCUAGAACCUUGUUGCCGGUCAUGUACUGGAUGUUGUAG